Molecule: messenger RNA, 1341 nt
Organism: Oreochromis aureus
Lineage: Eukaryota; Metazoa; Chordata; Actinopteri; Cichliformes; Cichlidae
Product: low affinity immunoglobulin gamma Fc region receptor II-like
Exons: 10
Coding region: 62-1267 (401 amino acids)
Biological process (GO): cell surface receptor signaling pathway
Molecular function (GO): transmembrane signaling receptor activity
Source: RefSeq, a predicted model, not a curated record
AGUGGAAACAUUUCUCACAAGUACAGAGACAUUUUCACCAUUUUCAGUGUUGAAUAUCAGGAUGGGACAUGCUUUGCUCUGUGCAUCUGGGUUGGUUUUGCUGAACACACUUCUGUCUUGCGGACAAGCUCAAGAUAAACCCAAACCUGAUCUCAGGGUGUCUUCAUCAUGGCCGAGUCCUGGAGCAUCAAUGACUCUAAACUGCAGUGUUAAAAAUUACUCUGCAGAAUGGAGGUACUACUGGUAUCAGGCUUUUUACAAAAAUUCAAACAACUACUACUUUGAGCUGCUACCAGAUGGCAAAAAUGGAACUGCACAAAAUUCCUACAUUGUUCAUGGACAGAAACAAACGGCAGGAUAUGCAUGUAGAGCUGGAAGACAACAGCCAGAGCAUUUCACUUCAUACAGCAAACCUGUAUUUGUUUGGUCUGCAGAUUCUAGUUCAGCAUCUGCAACAGUCAAAGUGACUCCUGACAGAGUGCAGCACUUCUCUGAAGAGUCUGUCUCACUGCGCUGUGAGGGAAAACCUUCUGAGUGGAGAGUGAUGAGGCUGAGUGAAGCAGGCUACCUUGCAAACUGUUCUGUCUGGGGAACAAUGAAUGGAUCCACCUGCACGAUCAAAAAUGGUACAGCCAAACCAGCCGUUUACUGGUGUGAGUCUAAGCUGGGUGGCUUCAGCAAUGCUGUCAACCUCACAGUGCAAAAAAGAGAUAUCAUUCUUGUGAGCCCGGUCCACCCAGUUACUGAGGGAGAAACUGUUACGCUCCACUGCAAACUGAGGAACACAACUUUAAAAUCCUCUGUGUCUUUCUUUCGAAAUGGUAGCCUCAUCAGCAAUGACACCAUAGGGAAGCUGAAUAUCCCUGCAGUGUCAAAAUCAGAUGAAGGCUUUUACAAGUGUCAGUAUUCAGGAAAACAGUCAUCACAAAGGUGGAUGUCAGUAAAGGCAGUAUCCAGGCCUAUAAAGUCUUCAUUUACUGUGCAGAUGAUUAUUGGAUUUGUUUGUGGGAUUUUACUGAUUGCUAUCCUACUCAUGGUUUAUCUGAAAGCCAAAGGAACACAGUGCAAGCAAACCCAUGUUGAUUCUGCAGAUCCUGGGGUUAGCCAGAAUGCAUGUCAGCUUGAAGCGCUCUACUCUGAAGUCCGUGAUGAUAAUCUGCUGUAUGCCCUGGUAAUGCACAAAAACAAAGGUGAAUCUCAGAACAAUGCAGGUAGACCAUAUCAGGCAGCAGCAGAAUGCGCUAUUUAUUCUGAAGUCAGAAAAUAGGAAAACAAACAACUCUUGGUCCAUAGAAAGAAGCUUCAGCUUUACAGCAAGAUUGUCCUGCGUUUGAAUCGACC